Molecule: messenger RNA, 2299 nt
Organism: Miniopterus natalensis
Lineage: Eukaryota; Metazoa; Chordata; Mammalia; Chiroptera; Miniopteridae
Source: RefSeq, a predicted model, not a curated record
AUGGCCCUGCGCAAGGAGCUGCUCAAGUCCAUCUGGUACGCUUUCACCGCGCUGGACGUGGAGAAGAGCGGCAAGGUGUCCAAGUCCCAGCUCAAGGUGCUGUCCCAUAACCUGUACACGGUCCUGCACAUCCCCCAUGACCCUGUGGCUCUGGAGGAGCACUUCCGAGAUGAUGACGAUGGUCCCGUUUCCAGCCAGGGAUACAUGCCCUACCUCAACAAGUACAUCCUGGACAAGGUGGAGGAGGGGGCUUUUGUUAAGGAGCACUUUGAUGAGCUGUGCUGGACCCUGACGGCCAAGAAGAACUACCGGGUGGAUAGCAACGGGAACAGCAUGCUCUCCAACCAGGAUGCCUUCCGCCUCUGGUGCCUCUUCAACUUCCUGUCUGAGGACAAGUACCCUCUGAUCAUGGUUCCCGAUGAGGUGGAGUACCUGCUCAAGAAGGUGCUCAGCAGCAUGGGCUUGGAGGUGGGCUUGGCAGAGCUGGAGGAGCUGCUGGCCCAGGAGGCCCAGGCAGCCCAGACCACCGGGGGGCUCAGCGUCUGGCAGUUCCUGGAGCUCUUCAACUCUGGCCGCUGUCUGCGAGGCGUGGGGCGGGACACCCUCGGCAUGGCCAUCAACGAGGUCUACCAGGAGCUCAUCAAAGAUGUCCUGAAGCAGGGCUACCUGUGGAAGCGAGGGCACCUGAGGAGGAACUGGGCAGAACGCUGGUUCCAGCUGCAGCCCAGCUGCCUCUGCUAUUUUACGAGCGAGGAGUGCAAAGAGAAAAGGGGAACUAUCCCCCUGGAUGCGCAGUGCUGCGUGGAGGUGCUGCCGGACCGCGAGGGAAAGCGCUGCAUGUUCUGUGUGAAGACGGCCUCCCGCACGUACGAGAUGAGCGCCUCGGACACGCGCCAGCGCCAGGAGUGGACCGCUGCCAUUCAGAUGGCGAUCCGGCUGCAGGCCGAGGGGAAGACGUCGCUGCACAAGGACCUGAAGCAGAAGCGGCGCGAGCAGCGGGAGCAGCGGGAGCGGCGCCGGGCAGCCAAGGAGGAGGAGCUGCUGCGGUUGGCCCGGGCAUCCAUGCAGGCUGAGAUGGAGCUGAAGGAGGAGGAGGCUGCCCGGCAGCGGCAGCGCAUCGAGGAGCUGGAGGAGAUGCAGCAGAGGCUUCAGGAGGCUCUGCAGCUGGAGGUGAAAGCUCGGCAGGACGAAGAGGCCGUGCGCCUAGCCCAGACCAGGCUGCUGGAGGAGGAGGAGGAGAAGCUGAAGCAGCUGAUGCAGCUGAAGGAGGACCAGGAGCGCUACAUCGAGCGGGCGCAGCAGGAGAAGCAGGAGCUGCAGCAGGAGAUGGCACUGCAGAGCCGCUCCCUGCAGCAGGCCCAGCAGCAGCUGGAGGAGGUGCGGCAGAACCGGCAGAGGGCCGAUGAGGACGUGGAGGCUGCCCAGCGGAAGUUGCGUCAGGCCAGCACCAACGUGAAACACUGGAAUGUCCAGAUGAACAGGCUCAUGCAUCCCAUUGAGCCUGGAGACAAGCGUCCCGCCACCAGCAGCUCCUUCACAGGCUUCCAGCCCCCUCUGCUUGCCCGCCGCGACUCCUCCCUAAAGCGCCUGACCCGCUGGGGAUCCCAGGGUAACCGGACCCUCUCCCCCAGCACCAGUGAGCAGCAGAAGUCCCUCAACGGCGGGGAUGAGGCUCCCAUCUCGGCUUCCACCCCUCAGGAAGAUAAACUGGACCCAGAACCAGAAAAUUAGCCUCUGCUAGCCUCUUUCCCCCCAACCUUAUGCCCACCAGGACCUGGCCACAGCUGGCCUGUGGGUGACACUGGCCCCUGCGAACGAGGGAGCUGAGGACCUGGUGUCAGGGGCCGAGGCCCUCCAACCAUGAAACGGUCCAGAAUGGAACCUAGUUUAUUUUUUGCAUCAGCCUCAGGCCCCAGACCACUAAGGCUGUCUGGGAUGUUGAUCCUUGAGAACUCGAUCCUGUGCCUUAACCCCAAGGAUCCUAUGCCCUGGGCCGGAAAAGAGUAAACAAGCAAGCCAGGGGCCAUCUGCCCCUAGAUGGCCACCCAAGUUGUGGAGGCCCAUUUCCAAAUAAAAACUGUUCUUGGAGUGCAUUAUUGAUCAGGUCUGCUGUCUAUUUUUCCUGCCAUUUCCUCUCUCCUCCCUCAAGUCCAGUUACAGGUCCAAGAAAGACUAAAGGACAGGGCUAGGAGAGUACACCCUGCCACUUGCUGACGGGUGACUAUGCUCAAGUUUCUUACUGCUCUGCACUUCGGUUCCCACGUUAGUAAAACGAGUAAUAAUAGUACCUACCUUAUUG